UUUAUUAAGCAUUUGGAUUAAUCGAUUUUUCCAAAAAUAACCAGCAAAAUUUAUCGAUAUUUGUAAUAUAUUGGUUCAGACUGCGGUCGAGUUUAUAAAAAGUAAAUGUGCUACAAUGAAGAAAAAAGAAAUUGUGUUUGAUUCACUAAAAAGGAAAAACUUUUUGACUGGUUUCCAAAAACGAAAAAAUGAACGUCGAGCUCGUGCCAAAGAACAACUUGAGCGUGAAAUUAAAGAGGAACGCAAGAGGAUCAGAAAUGAUAUUAAAAACAGCAUGGCAAAUAUGAAGAAAACAUUUCAACCACUUGUCCUGGAUCCCGAAAUAGAGGAAAAGGUACUUGAAAAGGAGUAUGAAGACGAUGAGGUCGAAAUAAAUGUUAUAGAAUUGGCACCAGGAAAUAAAAACUUGGAUGAAGAAAGCGAUAAUGAUUCUAACUCAAGCGAAUCCACUGACAAAGGCUUCCAUAUAAAUUCUAUACCAGGAAUGGAAUUGAAUGUUGAAUCAGUAGAAAAAGAAAAGGAGAAGAAACCCAAACAAGUAGACAACCCAUUGUCAGAGUUAGGAAAAAUAGGAAACAAAAAAACGUUAGAUAGAUUAAAGAAAAAGAAAGCAUUAAAAGAAUUUAAAAAAAGCAAGAUUUUCAAACAAAAAGAACGAGCGGAUAAGAAGAAACAACACAAAGCUAGACGUGCACUGAAGCAUAAAUCUAAGUCAAACGAAAAUGGUACAUUUGGAAAUAAAACUAAACAUAAUCGGUUCAAGCGAGGCCAUUCUUCAGGACGAGGAAAACGGAGAUAGUAAUAUACCACAUAUAAUCUUUAAAUCGGGCGAAACUUUCGUAUGCUGCUUUCAGCAUUAAAAAAUCAGAUACACUUUUAUAUAUGUAUAUAAUAAUAUUUAUAUUUUAUUUUAAUUGAAACCUUAAAAAAUGAUUAAAAUUUCAUCUAUUGUACAAUAUA
Molecule: messenger RNA, 960 nt
Organism: Bactrocera dorsalis (oriental fruit fly)
Lineage: Eukaryota; Metazoa; Arthropoda; Insecta; Diptera; Tephritidae
Gene: vito
Product: nucleolar protein 12
Exons: 2
Coding region: 116-799 (227 amino acids)
Cellular component (GO): nucleolus
Molecular function (GO): RNA binding
Source: RefSeq, a predicted model, not a curated record